Messenger RNA from Oncorhynchus kisutch (coho salmon), 13164 nucleotides. Its product is annotated as voltage-dependent P/Q-type calcium channel subunit alpha-1A. Gene Ontology annotation, biological process: calcium ion import across plasma membrane; chemical synaptic transmission. Gene Ontology annotation, molecular function: high voltage-gated calcium channel activity. The record is from RefSeq and is a predicted model, not a curated record. Lineage: Eukaryota; Metazoa; Chordata; Actinopteri; Salmoniformes; Salmonidae. Gene Ontology annotation, cellular component: neuronal cell body; membrane; voltage-gated calcium channel complex.
UGUUUUCCAUUGAUGUGUGCUAGAAUGUGCGUACGACAGGGACAGGCAUCGUGAAUCCAGGGCUGGGCAUAUGGCUAUAGUUCCUAAAGAAAUCAGGGCUCACCUCACCGUGCACGGGUCUGGAACUUGAACGAAGGGGAGCGAGGUGUGAGUCUGUGAGUGGGGGCUGUGUGCGUCAUGUGCUGCAGCGCCUGGCGGCAACACACAUUGGCUACACACACAGGUUUCCGGACAGAGCUUUUCUCAGGCAUUCAGCGCUGAAUUGAUCGGCUCUAGUCGAUUAGUAGCCUGUAGUCCAAAAUACUGGCGGAUCUGGACGGAGACAAUUUCGUGUUCUAAUCUCUUUAAAAAAUACAUUUCUAGUCAUUUCUACUAUUUGUAAAGAAAAAGGGGGCUAUUUCCUUCCUCCCUCUCCAUCCAUCCAUUCUUCCAUCUUUCCCUCCCCUAAGGGCCGCUGGACGGAUAGCCGAGGAGGCCGUGGAGCGCACUUUUUCAGUUAGGGGAGAAAGAGGACGAGCAGGACACUGUUUUUUCCAGCGGGCAGAGGCAUUCUGCGGGGCGGGGUUGGUGUUCGACUUUCACGGUUUCUGCACUGCGCUCGACCCGCUUGUGGAGAUCACGAUGACUGGUGGCGAGACACCGGAGCGGUGGCGGAUGCUCCCCACUCUGCUAUGGUGAUGUUGCCCGCGUUCAAAUGUCCCCUCCUCGGAUGAGACCACGUAUGAAUGGACGGCUGUGCAGGUGAUGGAGAGAAUAUGAUCAUUGUGUCGAGGGGGACAUCAUUUCAUUGUUGAUUCAGCUCUAAUAUUACCCUACAUUACAUUAUAAACCACGACGGAUUUCAAUUAAAGAUGAUUAUUGAAUGCAAAUAAGAAAAAUCAACAAAUGUCACAUUUAUCCUUUUCGUGUAUAAGGAUGCCAGUUCAUCUUUGCGCGCGUGUAAAGCGAGUGUGAGGUGGCGGGAGACAAAUUAGCCAGUGUACCAAACAUUGCGGAUGUUACAAAAUAAAUAAAUAAUUAUAGAUUUUUUCCAACAUGUUUUGGUGUCUGAAACGUACCAAUCACGACCAACAUGCCCGGUUGAGGGGAAACACUUGGUGGAUUUAUUUUAUAAUUUUUUUAUUUUGAUAAUCUGAUUUAUUUUAAUAUUGUGCUGAGGUCAUGAUGACAACACAACAUUUUAUAUUCAAGCGAAGCACAAGAGGCAUCUGACGAGCCUAUUAUCGCACCGUGGAAAUGGUUCGGGAGAAAACGAUGGAGCAGCCAUGGAGAACAUGAAACAUUUAUACUAACUCAUCUUGGAAUGUCCCCAAUCUGAUAUCCCCAAUAUCCCAAAAGAGCCUUACUCUUGUUUUUUGGACAUCUAAAAACGACCUGAAGAAGAAUUGUGAAUCCUACUGCACUGAUAGUCGUGCAACAAGCCAAGCUAUCCACCCCACCCCCACCCCACGUUGCAUUUGUUUUACACCCGCACUUGACCAUUAGUACUAACGCACCGAGAGAGACCAAAGCCUAGAUGGCGUCUUUAUCUUGUAAAGGCCGCACCAUAUAGGCUUACCACCCGGCAACUCUCCCCCUAUGCAGGUGGAAGAAGCAGAAUAAAACAGUUGAGUGUCUGAGCAGUCCGCAGGCAGAUGGGAUGUAAUGUUGUGUGGUCGUGCUGAGCAUUCGCCUCCUUCUCAGCUACAGCUGCUUUGUAAAGAUUUGGUGUCCAGAGAAUGGCGCGGUUCGAAAACGAGAUGCCGUCCAGGUAUGGCGGCGGCCACGGCCAUGGACCAGGGCAUGGGCAUGGACCUGGAGGCCCUGGCCGCGGCGGCAGUCGGCAGGGCGGCCCGCCUGGAGGCCCCGGGGGACAGCGGGUCUACAAGCAGUCCAUGGCGCAGAGAGCCCGGACCAUGGCCCUGUACAACCCCAUCCCGGUGCGUCAGAACUGCUUCACCGUCAACCGCUCGCUGUUCAUCUUCAGCGAGGAUAACUUUGUGAGAAAAUACGCCAAAAAGAUUACAGAAUGGCCUCCGUUUGAGUGGUUGAUCCUGGCCACCAUCUGUGCCAACUGUAUUGUCCUGGCUCUGGAGCAACAUCUGCCUGAUGGAGACAAGACUCCUCUGUCUGAACGCCUGGAUGACACUGAGCCCUACUUCAUAGGGAUCUUCUGUUUUGAGUCAGGCAUUAAGAUCCUGGCUCUAGGAUUUGCCUUCCAUAAGAACUCCUACAUAAGGAACGGAUGGAAUGCCAUGGACUUCGUAGUAGUAUGCACAGGGAUUCUGUCUACAGUGGGAUCGGACUUCGAUUUGCGGACUCUGAGAGCGGUCCGUGUGCUGAGACCCCUCAAACUGGUGUCUGGGAUACCCAGCCUCCAGGUGGUCCUCAAGUCCAUCAUGAAGGCUAUGACACUGCUGCAGAUCGGCCUGUUGCUAUUCUUCGCCAUCCUCAUGUUCGCUAUCAUCGGCCUGGAGUUCUACAUGGGCAAAUUCCAUACUACCUGCUUCGACAUUCACACAGAUGAGAUUCGUGAGGAAGUUCCGUGUGGGACCGAAGCCCCGUCGAGACUUUGUCCAAACGGGACCACGUGUCGAAAGUAUUGGCUGGGUCCUAACUACGGCAUCACCCAGUUUGACAACAUCCUGUUUGCCGUGCUCACUGUCUUCCAAUGUAUUACCAUGGAGGGAUGGACUGACCUGCUCUACUAUAGCAACGAUGCCUCAGGGAGCGCGUGGAACUGGAUGUACUUCAUUCCCCUCAUCAUCAUCGGCUCUUUCUUCAUGUUGAACCUGGUCCUGGGUGUACUGUCUGGGGAGUUUGCCAAAGAGAGAGAGCGAGUGGAGAACAGGAGUGAGUUUCUAAAGCUGAGGAGACAGCAGCAGAUAGAGAGAGAGCUCAAUGGAUACCUGGAAUGGAUUUGUAAAGCAGAAGAAGUGAUCUUAGCAGAUGAUGAAGACCCUGAUGCCUUUGACGGCACCCGCAGGAGACCCACCAUCAAAAACCACAAGAACAAAACAGAUCUCCUUAACCCAGACGAUGGGAAUGGAGACCUGGCAGUGGGUUCUCCCUUUGCGCGGGCCAGUCUGAAGAGUUCAAAGCUGGAGGGCUCUAACUUCCAUAAGAGGGAGCGUCGUCUGCGUUUCUUCAUCCGACGCAUUGUGAAGACCCCGUAUUUCUACUGGAGUGUACUGUGUCUGGUGGGACUUAACACCAUGUGUGUGGCUGUAGUACACUACGACCAGCCUGAACCACUCUCAGACUUCCUCUACUUUGCAGAGUUCGUCUUCUUGAGUAUCUUCAUUUCUGAGAUGGGUAUAAAGAUUUAUGGACUGGGGUCACAGCCUUACUUUCACUCCUCCUUUAACUGCUUUGACUGCAUUGUAAUAUGUGGCAGCAUAUUCGAGGUGCUGUGGGGUUUUAUCCAGCCUGGGACAUCCUUUGGUAUCAGUGUAUUACGAGCUCUAAGGUUACUGAGAAUCUUCAAAGUCACCAAGUACUGGGCGUCUUUGAGGAACCUGGUUGUAUCUCUGCUCAACUCCAUGAAAUCCAUUAUAAGCCUGCUCUUCCUCCUCUUCCUCUUUAUCGUCGUCUUCGCUCUGUUGGGCAUGCAACUCUUCGGAGGACAGUUUAAUUUUGAAUCUGGCACUCCCUCGACCAACUUUGAUACUUUCCCUGCAGCAAUAAUGACUGUGUUCCAGAUCCUGACCGGAGAAGACUGGAACAUGGUCAUGUAUGAUGGAAUAGAAUCUCAGGGAGGAGUCAACAACGGGAUGGUCUUCUCAGUCUUCUUCAUCGUGCUCACACUUUUCGGCAACUACACUCUGCUGAAUGUGUUCUUGGCCAUUGCUGUGGACAAUCUGGCCAACGCACAGGAACUCACUAAGGACGAGCAGGAAGAGGAAGCCGCUUCCAAGAAAAAUGCUUUGCAAAAAGCCAAGGAGGUGGCCGAAGUCAGCCCUCAGUCUGCAGCCAACCUGUCCAUAGCGGCUAAGGAGCAGCAGAAGAACAAUAAGGGUGGUAAUAAGUCCGUGUGGGAACAGAGGACCAAGGAGCUGAGGAAACAGACUCUAAUGACCAGCAGAGAGGCCCUCUACAAUGAACUGGACCCAGAGGACCGCUGGAAGGUGAACUACUCCCGCCACAUCCGUCCUGACAUGAAGACCCAUACAGACCGCCCUCUAGUGGUGGACCCCCAAGAGAACCGCAACAACAACACCAACAAAACCACCAAAGAGCCUGACUCCCGCCUCAGCCAGCAGCACACCGAUGAGCUGGUCCGCAAGCAGACACACGUCCACGAGAGAGGAGGUGGGGGAGGAGGAGGUGGGGGCUCAGGUUCUGGUUCAGGCCCUGGAAGGCCUUACGAGCGGGCAGACUCUACGGAGAGCCGCAGGAGCCGUAAGGAGAGCAAGGAGCACCAGGAGCUCCAACACCACCACUCCUCCCAUACCCGCCUAGAUGCAACGAUGCUGGGACAGAGUGGAGAGGAGAGGCCCCAGAGAAGGCACCACCACCCACGGGGCCAGGUGGGCUCAUCGGAGCACAGGAAACCCCGCCAGCACCGCGUGCCCCCAGAGGACGAAGAGAGGGGAGGUGGCGGUGGUGGAGGAGGAGGGGAAAGGCGACACAAGAGCAGGGGGACAGAAGGAGAAGGCGAGGGGGAGCAAGAAGGGGGUGAUGGAGGUGAGAGGAGGCAGAGACGGCAUCGCCAUGGCACUCAGUCAGGGUGUGAUGGUGAGGGGAAGAGGACGCGGCAACACCGCAGGAAGGAUGGUCCCAACCUGUCCACCACACGGCCCAUCCAGAAGAGCCUCUGUAGACAGGACAGCCAGUACAGCGAGGACAUGGACAAUGUCAUGAACAGUAAACUGGCCACCAGCCAGCCCAAGCUACACCCAGGCUACACCCAGCAGCCCUGCCCAGCCUCGGGCCUCCCCAGCCCAGCCAACCACACUACCCCAGGCCCAGGCUUCGGCCCUGCAGGCCUCAACACUCACCUGACCAACAGCAGCUCCCACCUGGGCCUAGAUGGAAGCCUGGUUCCUGCAUACGGAAGUAGCACCCGGAUACCGGACCACACGGCAGUGGACAUACCACCCAUGUUUCCUUCCCACAACGCCAUAUUGCAGGUCAAUAAGAAUGCUAACACAGAGCCUCUGCCUAAGAAGGAGGAUAAGGAGGAUGAUGAUGAUGAGAAGGGUGAUGAAGAUGGACCCAAACCAAUGCCUCCCUAUAGCUCCAUGUUCAUCCUCUCUACCACCAAUCCGUUCCGGAGACUAUGCCACUACAUUGUGACUCUGAAAUUCUUUGAGUUUGGUAUCCUGUCUACCAUCGCUAUGAGCAGUAUCGCCCUGGCAGCGGAAGACCCCGUCUGGCCAGAAUCACCUCGCAACAAUGUUCUACGCUACUUUGACUAUGUGUUUACGGGAGUGUUCACUUUUGAGAUGUUGAUUAAGAUGGUGGAUCUGGGCCUGGUGUUGCACCAGGGCUCCUAUUUCCGUGACCUGUGGAACAUCCUGGACUUUAUAGUGGUUAGUGGUGCUCUGGUGGCCUUCGCCUUCACGGGAAGCAGUAAGGGGAAAGACAUCAGCACAAUCAAGUCUCUGAGGGUUCUGAGAGUGUUGCGACCUCUGAAGACUAUCAAGCGUCUUCCAAAGCUCAAGGCUGUGUUUGACUGUGUGGUCAACUCCCUGAAGAACGUCCUGAACAUCCUCAUCGUCUACAUGCUCUUCAUGUUCAUUUUUGCUGUGGUGGCCGUGCAGCUGUUCAAAGGGAGAUUCUUCUACUGCACUGACGAGUCCAAAGAGUUUGAGCGCGAUUGCAGGGGCGAAUAUCUAGUCUAUGAGCGGAAUAAUGAAGUGAAGGCGCAGAAGCGGGAGUGGAAGAAGUACGAUUUCCACUACGACAACGUGCUUUGGGCCCUGCUCACCCUCUUCACCGUGUCUACCGGAGAGGGGUGGCCGCAGGUGCUGAAACAUUCAGUGGAUGCGACCUAUGAGAAUCAGGGCCCGAGCCCGGGGUACCGGAUGGAGAUGUCCAUCUUUUACGUGGUGUACUUCGUGGUCUUCCCCUUCUUCUUCGUCAAUAUCUUCGUAGCUCUCAUCAUCAUCACUUUCCAGGAGCAAGGAGACAAGAUGAUGGAGGAUUACAGUUUAGAGAAAAACGAGAGAGGCUGCAUAGACUUUGCCAUUAAUGCCAAACCGUUGACGCGACACAUGCCUAAGAACAAGCAAAGCUUCCAGUACCGCAUGUGGGAGUUUGUGGUGUCGCCGCCAUUCGAGUAUACAAUCAUGGCUAUGAUCGCGCUCAAUACUAUCGUACUGAUGAUGAAGUAUGACGGAGCCUCUCCGGCCUACGAGGCUGUGCUGGCCAACCUGAACAUCGUGUUCACCUCGCUGUUCUCCAUGGAGUGUGUGCUCAAGAUCAUCGCCUUUGGAGUGCUGAAUUACUUCAAAGAUGCCUGGAACAUUUUUGACUGUGUGACAGUCCUGGGCAGCAUUACAGAUAUUUUAGUGACUGAGCUCGGGAAUAACUUCAUCAACUUGAGUUUCCUGAGACUGUUCAGGGCUGCCAGGCUCAUCAAACUGCUCCGGCAGGGAGAAACCAUCCGCAUCCUGCUCUGGACCUUUGUUCAAUCCUUCAAGGCGCUGCCGUACGUGUGCCUGCUUAUCGGCAUGCUGUUCUUCAUCUAUGCCAUCAUCGGGAUGCAGCUGUUUGGGAACAUAGGGAUGGAGGAGGAGGAAGGGAGCGCCAUCAACGAACACAACAACUUCAGGACUUUCUUCCAAGCUCUCAUGCUGCUCUUCAGGAGUGCCACGGGCGAGGCGUGGCAUGACAUCAUGCUGUCGUGUCUUGGAGGGAAGCUCUGUGAUCCUCUGGCAGGGAACACGGAACCAGAGUGUGGCAGCCAGUUUGCCUACCUCUACUUUGUGUCCUUCAUCUUCUUCUGCUCCUUCCUGAUGCUGAAUCUGUUCGUUGCUGUCAUCAUGGACAACUUUGAGUACCUGACCAGAGACUCCUCCAUCCUCGGCCCACAUCAUCUAGACGAGUAUGUCAGGAUAUGGGCUGAAUAUGACCAAGCAGCUUGCGGUCGCAUUCAUUAUAAGGAUAUGUACAGUUUAUUGCGAGUUAUCGACCCGCCUCUUGGCUUAGGAAAGAAAUGCCCCCAUAGAGUGGCCUGCAAGAGGCUGCUGCGGAUGGACCUCCCGGUCGCCGACGACAACUCAGUCCACUUCAACUCCACCCUGAUGGCCCUGAUCCGCACGGCGCUGGACAUCAAGAUCGCCAAGGGAGGUGUGGACAAACACCAGAUGGAUGCAGAGCUGAGGAAAGAGAUGAUGGCGAUUUGGCCCAAUCUCUCCCAGAAGACCCUGGACCUCUUAGUCACGCCACAUAAGUCAACAGACCUGACGGUGGGGAAGAUCUACGCUGCCAUGAUGAUCAUGGAGUACUACAGGCAGAGCAAGGCCAAGCGCUCUCAGGCGCGGCUAGAGGCGGAGCAGAAUCGAACGACAUUACUGUUUCAGCGCGUGGAGCCGCCCUCCCCCAUCCAGGAUGGGCCUCUCUGCCUCCCUCCUACCCAACCGGCAGACCCCGUCAACAGCCUACCGGUGGAGGGGGGGGUUCCAGAGAGCCAGUCGUGGGUGACAGUGCGGGCUCAGGAGAUGUCCCAGAGAGUAGGCAGCUGGAGUCCUGAGGGACAGCACUCUGAGGAUGGCCUGGACAGCAGGCAUAACUCGCAGACGGUAGAGAUGAGAGAGAUGGGGCGUGACGGUUACUCGGAUACCGAGCACUUUCAGCCAAUGGAAGGCCACGGAAGGGCCGCUUCCAUGCCACGCCUUCCAGGCGACAACCAACGAAGGAAAGGGAGGCAGCGUGGAAAUAACCUCAGUACUAUAACAGAUAAUAGUCCUAUGAAGCGCUCGGCCUCCUCCCUUGGUCACAGUCGAUCUGGGAGGGGCCAGAGGGAAAGGGGUGGGGCCGAUGAUUAUGCAAUGGAGUAUGUGAUCCCUGAGGAGGGCGGAGCACCGAGGCACAGCCAUCGACGCCGCGACCGAAGCCACCGGGCCUCCGAGCGGUCACUGUGUCGAUAUACAGACGCAGAUACAGGACUGGGCACAGACUUGAGCACCACCACUCAGUCAGGUGACCUGCCACCCAAGGAGAAGGACCGUGACCGCGACAGAGACCGCGGUAGGCAGAAAGAUCGCAAACACCACCACCAUCACCACCACCAUCACAGCGGCUCUGUGGACAAGGAGCGCUACACACCAGACCGCGCCGACCGCGCCGACCGGGGGGCAGAGCACGGUGGUCACAGACAGCCCCGAGGAGACAGAGACCACGACCGGGAUAGGGAGCACGACCGUCGCUGGUCACGGUCACCCAGCGAGGGCAGAGAAUGCAUGGCACACAGACAGGGCAGUAGUUCGGUGAGCGAAAGUCCCGCUCCCUCUACCUCGGGGACCAGUACCCCGAGACGAGGCCGUCGGCAACUCCCUCAGACCCCGGCAACGCCCCGCCCACACGUCACCUACUCUCCUGUUGUCCGUAAAGCCAUGGCCACACCUCCCGGAGCCCAGCCCCUGGGGCGCAAUCCCGCCCCCGCCCCUCACUGCUUUUCCCCUGAGCCCCCCCAGGGACCUCCCCCACCCCACCAUGGCUCACCCAACCAAGCCUGCCACCUCCCUCCCCGCUGGGGGGACGGGGGAGGAGGAGGAGGAGAGAGUGGGUCGCUGGAGGGCGACGGCUGCUUCUACAACCAGGAUUACCAGGAUUACGACCGUGAGCACCACAAACCGCCUCCCUACGAGCAGAGCCCCACACAGGGCAACCCUCACAAACCUCACCCCCUCAACCACCCUACUCUCCCCAUGCUAAACCAUCCCCCAACCCCACAGCAGCAGCACCCUAUCAACCCGCACCCAAACAACCCCCACCCCAACAACCCCCACUCCCGCACCUCGCCCAGGACUUCCCGCCACGCGCCCCCACCCAACACCACCCCCACCCCCCAAGGGCAGCAGCCUCCCCCUACUCGACGCCUCCCCAACGGCUACCGUGCCUCCUCCCCCUCCUCGCAACACCACCACGGCCCCACCCACCCCGGGCCCCAUAAGGUCCCCCCUCCCCAGCCUAGAGGGCCCCGCACUAAAGACCUGCACGAACCCUACAACAACACGGAUGACAACAGGUGCUAGCCUCUGGAGACUAUGGAUGGAGGGAGGGAGGGAGGGAGGGAGGGAGGGAGGGAGGGAGGGAGGGAGGGAGGGCUCAACCACACUGUCUGAGUUAUCAGUCCCUACCUCCCAGCCCAGGAAAACACACAGCCAGAGCACUGACCACUGACAGGGGAAACCAAGGCAUGAUUCUUUCUUUCCUUAUUUCCGUUUGUUUUUCUUUUCGUUUCUUCUACUGCUCAGUGUUUCCCGGGGAUGGAGGGAGUGAGGAAGGGGUAGUUAGAAUAAAGGGAUGAGGAGGAGGACCACUGAAGGAUGAGUGGAAAUUAGUGAACAGGGUAUGGAGUACAAACCAAUUCCUCCUCCAAAAACAACCCACCUCAUCAGAUGCAAGGAGACAAAAAUGGAUGAUUUCAAAAUGGAUGAUACGGGGACAGAAGCUUUUCUCAACGUAUCAUGAUGCUACGCCUCUGGAAACAAUAUUAAAAACCGCCACAAAGACCAAGACGUCAUCACGUAAUCAACGCAAGAAACUAUGACAUUGCGGAGAACUAAGUGGAGUUGCGUUAGUUGCAAAAACCAACCACCAACCCCGAUGAUGGGGAGAUAUUGAUGAGUUUUAUCAUCUGUGUUUACUGUUAAUAAUGACAUCAGUGAUGAUGAGCCUUCCACCUGAGUGUGGUGGGGGGAGUGGGGGGGACACCGGGACACACACCCUAACUCUGAACGAGAGGGGGGGUUAUGUAGGCGGAAUCUAUCCAUUCCAACCCCCCCAAAAAGAUUCCGCCCCAACCGAGUAGAGAAGAAACAUUAAAAAGUGGAUGGUGAACAUUAAAAAAAAAGAAACUUAAAAAUAAACAUUUUCUUCAGUAUUUCUUCUUCUACUCCUGCGGCUGCUACUUUUCCCUCUUCCUCUUCUUCUUCUUCUUCGAAACAUUGAAGCUUGAUUCUUCUGUUGCACCCGCACAGCUUUGUUGGAACUUGCAGUUUAAAAACCUGUGGAAUCCUGCAUGAUUGAUACAAAAAAAAUGAUAACAAAGAGAAACUACUGUAAUGUGGGGGAAACUAUCCCUGGGUCCUUUCUAUAUUAGUCUGUGGGGUUCUCUCUUUUUCCUGUAAAUCCCUUUGUUUCUCUCUCUUCUCCCUGAGGCGUCCCUCUCUCUCUCUCUCUUCCUGUGCUGGAGGUAUAAUCAGGAUAGUUAGGAUGGAUGGAGAGAUGGGGCGAUGAGGAAGAGAAGCACAAGGUCCAAGCCUUUUUUAUACGGAGGGACAGGAUGAUCUAUUUCCCACUUUGUUCUUAUUGAAAUGCUCUGUGCCAAAUUAUAACUGUUGAUGUGGCUGAGAUUGCACAAUCAUUUUCAAGGAAGUAGAUAUUUUGUUACAAGGCCUACUUUUAUUUCAUGGAAGGAAAGAAGGCAGGAAAGUAUGAAAACGCAGACCCCACAUAUUAUUGGUUCAUAUUAAAAGGGAGUUGAAACUGGGGGAGGAAGUUACAAGCACGCUCCAUGGUCCUUAUUGGCUCUUCAUCUGCUGAUGCAUAGCCUCGUUCAAACCAGAGAUAUGUCUCUAGUCUUCCAGAGUUUGUGUUUGAAAGAGCGAUGGUAAGAGAGAGAGAGAAAGAAAGGCCGAUGAAAGGAGGGAACCUCUUCACCUUUCGUUUAUUUGUUAUUAAUAGUGAUAAUGGUUCUAUAGAUACUGAUAACAAUACUAUUGAUGAUAAUGACGAUGAUGAUAAUAAUAACGAUGAUGAUAAUGGUGAUGAUGAUGAUGAUGAUGACAAUGUUCAUGCUUGUGAGAGAUAAUUAUUUUAGUCUUUGUGUGUUUGUUACUUUCGAGUCGGUUGUGCUCAGCGCGUCACCAUCUUUGUUUCGUGAGACGUUCUGUCUGGUUGGUGGUCCACUGGUCCGGCUGGUGGGCGGAGCUUUGUCAGAGAGGUGCAUUGUGGGAACAGGAGUAAUCAUAGGAAUGACUCUGAUACAGUGUAAUACGGUGGGGAAGGGAAAAGGAACUUAAAAAGGAACUUUUAAAAAAGAACAAUGUCAAACAUCAUACAGGAAAUCAUGUAUCUGACAUGUAUACUUGUUCAUUGGACAGUUGUUUACAUAUAUUAAUCAUUUGGGUAAAUAUAGGGCAGCUAAAUGGUCUUGCUUAGGUAACGGGGUCUACAGACUAAAGUAGACCAGAUAAAGCAGUAAUGAGACAGAGCUCCUCUACCAGUUUGGCCCUCUAGGUGGCACUGUAUGCAAUACAUUGCAUCCCUGUCCUAUUGCAUCAUUGUAUCACCCCUUCUAUUUUGACUGUCAGAUUCCAAUGUUUUCGUAUCUGUCUUUAAACUGGGAGCAUAAGGUUAAAGUGUUGUCUGUCACUGGUGGAUCACCUCCUUUGUGUUCAGGACAUGUAACACAGCCAAUCACAAAUGCACAGGACAUGUAUCACAGCCAAUGAAAAUGCAUGGGAGAAACAAUGACUGGGUCUUUUCUGCCAAACCUCUGUGUCCUGUUUCACCCUAUUCUCUUUUUGUGUGUCUUUGUGCGCCUCAACCUAACAUCCAUCCUAAUACCCACCACUGUCCCGUACAGUGUCUCUCUCACAGUUGCCGGACUUUGAGGAUUGCCAUAGUGAACCAUUAAUUUAUUCGAAUUAUGUCAUUAUUAUUCUUAUUAUUACACCCCAUGUCAAAACCAUUAGCGUCAGGUAACAGUGUUUGUUCACGGCUGCCAUAGAUAUAGCGCAGUUAGAUCUGCACAAAUCUGGAUUCUGAUGUACUGUAAAGACAUAUCCCAUGAUUCUAUGUACCACAGUUUGACCAGAAAGUGCACAGGCACAUUGCCUUUACAGUAUUCAUCUAACGUAGGAAUGUCAUAGACGUGUAUAAGUCACAUCACAACACUGAUAAGAUAGGAAUACACAGAUACACUCUCAGUAUGUAGCUCCUGGCUGUAGCAAGUAUGCGUGUAUGUGCGUAUGGCGUGUGUGCGUUUGCGUGUGUGUCUGUGUAUAAAUGCGUUAUUUUAUAGCAAGAAUGUGUGUGUACAUUCAAUGUGUGUGUGUACAUCAAUAGCUAGCUGUUUUCGUUGGAUAUUUCAUUUCAUUUGUUUAUUUGCUUUGAAUAUUUGGUGAUGACAUUUGAGUUAGUAAGUGUUUGUGUGUGUGUGUGUGAGUUAGCCUGUGUUUGUGAGCGAGUGUCAGAAUGUUUGUGUGUCUGUGUGCAAGAUUAAAUAAGAUGUCAAUCACCUUACAAUUGAAACUAUGAGAGGCCCUAACAUUCACUGUCAAUCAUUGUGUCCUGUACUGACCAACCAUCCACUAACAACACAUAUUCUAAAUAACCCCACUGUUACUUCAAAAAGCAAUGUAAAGCUGCUAUGGAAAACAUAGAAAUAAAAGCAUUUUAAGUACCAAAAAAAUACCAAAAAAAGGGAAAAUAUCUACUUCCAGAACUGCAUGUGCUAUGUGCAUGCCACACCGUGGGUGAACAGUCAUCUUCAGGAAUCAAAAAAUAAGAAUAUGAAUUCAGAUUUUAAAAACUAUAUGAAUAUAGAUAGAUGUUUAUACUAAGCAACAUGUUUUCUUUCUUCCUUCUAUUUUUGAGAACAAAAAAGGUUAAAAAAAAAUAUAUAUAAAAAGCUGAGAAUCAAAGUUGGUUUGUUUAUUUAUGUUGCCAGCUGUUAACUGUAAACAUGGAGGUGAGACACUACACAACCAUGUUCAGGACACUACAAAAAAAAGAGAACUCCUGUUUUAAAGAAGAGAAUCAAAUGAAAAGAGAUGGGCAUAUCCCUGCCUACUUUUGGGUGGGGCCAGGAGCCAGCCAAAUCUGAUGAUGUAACCCUUAAAACUCUGGCUGUGGGAUCUUUUAUCUCUCACUCACUCCCUCUCUAUUUCUCUCUCACUCUUAUCUCUCACACUCUCAACCUAUCUCACCGCUAUUUCUACCCGUGCAUUUUGUAAUUCCAGACAGAAUUCUUCCUAAUGAAUAAAAACCAGAGAGAUGCACACUGUU